Molecule: messenger RNA, 1320 nt
Organism: Paramecium tetraurelia
Lineage: Eukaryota; Ciliophora; Oligohymenophorea; Peniculida; Parameciidae
Exons: 4
Biological process (GO): protein ubiquitination
Cellular component (GO): membrane; Cul4A-RING E3 ubiquitin ligase complex
Source: RefSeq, a predicted model, not a curated record
AUGAGUGGUUAAGCGUGUGAUCCUGAUAAGGGAUGCUGGCUAUUGAGUGAUUGUGAAUGGAAUGAACUCAGCUUUACAUGUGUUCAUGAUCCUAUUUUGGAAUUGACACCAUACACGGGUUUUGUUUAUUCCUUGAUUCCAAUAUUUCUUGGAAUCGGAAUAUUGGGAGGGUUAGGCAGUGGAAUGGUCAAAAGGCCUAUUUUAAAUCUCCUAUUAAAUUAUCCAUCUAACAUUGCAACUCAAGUCGGAGAUAGCUUUCUAUUCACAACCACAUCUCUGAAUUUAUUCUUUUUGUUUUUUGAAAAACAUCCGGAUAUCCCAGAAUUGCCACUUGUUAACUUCGACAUCUGCGUAAUAUUCAAUCAAGCCAUCCCUUUAGCCUGGAGUCUCGGAGCUCUCCUUUCGUAACUUUUCCCUUAACUUGCUAUAUAUCUCAUUUAAUUAUGCUUUUUGAUAGGAGCAACUCCAUUCCUGUGGAAAUUCACAUUUAGAUAAAGACAACUAGAACAAGAUAAGAGAAACAACAAGGUUUUUGUAUCAGAGAAAAUCAAAACGAGGGAAGAAAUGGCAAAGGAAACAGAUUUGGAUGAAAAGUUGUUAAAUAAGUACGAGGAAUUUUAUGUGAAUGACCAUAAUAAAAUUUAAAUUAAGAACAUUUGCUUUGUUAUUGGAUCCUUCAUAAUUAAUUAAACAAUAAUCUUAAUGAGAUCAAAUAAUUAUAAUAAUUCCAUCAUUGGGCUAGACCCGUGCUCAGUGGAGAACAAUUUGAUUAUCUUGGUCUUACUUGGCGCAAAUUUUAUCUACACAUCCUUGAUUUAUUGGAAUAAAAGAAAUGAAGAAUAUUAUAAAGACUUGGUCUAAUACAGGCCAAAGCAUAGAUUUUUCACACCCAGAAAAAUAUUUUGGCAAUAUUACUUCGCAGGUUGGUUGGCUGGUUUUAGUACAGGGAUUAUAGGAAUGGGAGGUGGUAUCAUUCCCGUAGCAUUUUUAUUAAAUAACAAAAUAAUUGCAAGAGAGGCUGCUGCAACUGCUGCUUUCGGAUCUUUUAUGAUCUCACUUAAUAGUUUACUAUAGUUAUUUUUGUAAAAAACAAUAACAAAUGAAUAGUUGUUAACUUUUAUUGGUUUAGGGAUUAUAGGGUUGCUAGUAUUCACUAAACCUGCUUAUAUGUUAAUGAAUAAGUAUAAAGUAGGAUUCGUAGUAUUAAUUGUUGAUAUAAUUCAAGUUGCAAACAAUAUAAUAUCUAUUGUGGCCUUAAUUAUAAUCAACUCUGUUCUUUUUGGGUUUGAUAAAUUAUUGGUAUAUCAUUCCCACUGUUGA